AUGGGAAGAACCUCCAUAAUCGCCCUCUCGGGCCCCUCAUCAAGCGGGAAAACGACGCUCGCGCGACUCCUCCAGCGCAUUUUUGCCCAUCUCGAUAUGAAGAGUGAGAGAGGACAAGCACAAGCAUCACCUAUAUCGACAUUCAUAAUCCAUGAAGAUGAUUUCUACCAUCCUGACGACAAGAUCCCCUACACGACCACAAAAUCCGGCCAGCGCAUCCAAGACUGGGACUGCGUCGAGGCCCUUGACAUAAACUUCCUCUCUGCCUCUCUGCGCUACGUCCACGAGCACGGACAUCUCCCACCCCGGCUGAAGUCCAAGGAGGACCUCAACGACGUCUCACCUGAUUCCGGUGUCGAUGAUGCGCUCAUCGAGGAGUUAAAAGAUGCUGUUAGGGGUCGACUCUCUGGUCUGGGUCUCCCGAAAGAGGCAGAGGGAGAUGGGAAGUGGACCCUGGCGAUUCUUGAGGGGUUUUUGCUCUUUGCGCCGCCGGUUUCUGAUGCUCGAGGGAAGCACCCGCUUCGACCCGUGCACGACCAGAUAGACGUUCAUCUCUUCCUGCCAGCACCGUACGACCUCGUCAAGAUGCGGAGGGAGAAGAGGAGCGGGUAUGUGACCAUCGGCCCUGCGCCGACGCCGGACCUACCUCAGCGGUCUUCGGUCUCUGAUGUGGGCAGGGAGGAGGAUGAAGGCGAGCUGGAUCUGGACGCAGAGGAUGAUCGGCCGUCACAAAACUUCUGGACGGAUCCCCCUGGUUAUGUAGAUGAUAUUGUGUGGCCACGGUAUGUGAGGGACCAUGCGUGGUUGCUGUUGGCUGAGGAUGAAGUAGCGAAACCGGGGCUACUGGAUUCAAUUAAGGGUGACGACGAGCUGGUCAGGAUGGCUGGGCAGGGUGUUACCCUGAGGACGGAUGCUGGUGUUACUGUUGCCCCAGGACAGGGAUCGCUGCCGAUGGCGGAGCUGUUGAAGUGGGCUGUUGAGGAGGUCUUGAACCAUUUUCAACAGAGCAGUAGCAGAGUUCAGUAA
Aspergillus calidoustus is the source of this 1026-nucleotide messenger RNA. The record is from the annotation of a GenBank genome assembly. Lineage: Eukaryota; Fungi; Ascomycota; Eurotiomycetes; Eurotiales; Aspergillaceae.